AUGUUCGGUGCUCAACAAAUCAUAGCCCUAAUCGGGUUACUCAACAAUACUCUGGACCCAAAAUACGAGGUCGCCCUCAUAUAUAUCAACCUCCAAUGCCCAUCAUUCCUUUCCUCAUCCUCUGAAACUCCUGAAACCACCAAACACAACACAACAACUAUGGCAACUGAAAUCAUCCUAUACGACCUAGCCUGCACAAAGGGCGUGUGCUUCUCCCCAUAUGUCUGGAAAGUCCGCAUGAUGCUAAAUCUCAAACGUAUCCCCUAUAAGACCAUCUUCCUCGAGUUCCCAGACAUCGAGUGGACGUUGAAACCGCUCGUCCCGCCUCCCACCGGUGGCAGCACCAGAUACACUGUCCCAGCAGUCCAGCACAUUCCCAGUAAUACCUAUAUCAUGGACUCAGCGCAGAUCGCCCCGUUCCUCGAGGCAACAUACCCCGAUCCUCCAAUCCAACAAACAUCUGAGCUGGGCCGAACCAUUGAAGAACAGUUCGGCUCCGUGGUCGGGGGGCCACUCGGCGCCAUGAUGAUACCGCGAGAGAUGAAUAUCCUUUCACCCUGCGCGCAGGAGUAUUUCCGGCAGUCGCGCGAGGCGUAUCUCGGGCAUAAACUGGAGGAUUUACUCAAGGAUUCUGAGGAGGAGGAGCGGGGAUGGAGGGCAGUAAGUGGGCAGAUGACUGCUCUCAGUGAAUUGAUGAGGACGAACAGGGACUUUGGACCAUUUGUGCUGGGAUCGAAACCGAGUCUCACGGAUUUCUUCAUUGCUGGGUCAAUGCAGACCGCAAGAGUGGUGGACGAGGGGGUGUUUCUGAGGGUUGCGGCGUAUGAUGGAUUCAAGCGUGUGUAUGAGGCUUGUUCGCCGUAUAUGGAGAGAAAUGACUGA
Messenger RNA from Aspergillus calidoustus, 882 nucleotides. NCBI's taxonomy places the organism in Eukaryota, Fungi, Ascomycota, Eurotiomycetes, Eurotiales, Aspergillaceae. The record is from the annotation of a GenBank genome assembly.